AUGUCAUGGUUAGACCAUCAAGCACCUGAAUCCGUACUAUACAUAAGUUUUGGUAGUGCUGCUCAACUAGAAAAGCAAGAUUUCAUGGAAGUAGUUCAUGGUUUGGCUAUUAGCAAGCAGCCAUUUUUGUGGGUGAUGCGACCUGCAUUUGUGAAAGGUUCAGAGUGGAUCGAUCUGUUACCAAAUUGGUUCCUGGAUCUGGUGGGUGAAAGGGGGCAUAUUGUGAAAUGGGCUCCUCAACAAGAAGUACUAGCUCAUCAAGCAACUGGAGCAUUUUGGACUCAUAAUGGAUGGAAUUCGACAUUGGAAAGCAUUUGUGAAGGUGUUCCUAUGAUUUGUUCUCCGUUUUGGGGUGAUCAGCCACUAGAUGCAAGAUAUGUGAGCGAUGUUCUCAAGGUUGGGGUUUACCUGGAAAACGGGUGGGGGAAAGAGGAGAUAGCAAGUGCAAUAAGAAGAGUAAUGGUAGAGGACGAAAGGGAGGACUUUAGAGAGAGGGCAAGGUGUUUGAAAGAAAAAGUAAAUGUUAGCCUAAUGAAGGGGGGCUCUUCAUAUGAAUCUUUAGAGUCUUUGGUUGGUUACAUAUCUUUGUUAUAG
Molecule: messenger RNA, 594 nt
Organism: Lactuca virosa
Lineage: Eukaryota; Viridiplantae; Streptophyta; Magnoliopsida; Asterales; Asteraceae
Source: the annotation of a GenBank genome assembly